Messenger RNA from Apaloderma vittatum (bar-tailed trogon), 1823 nucleotides. RefSeq names its product decorin (gene DCN). Gene Ontology annotation, molecular function: protein binding. The record is from RefSeq and is a predicted model, not a curated record. The coding region runs from base 154 to 1233 and encodes 359 amino acids. The transcript is spliced from 8 exons. NCBI's taxonomy places the organism in Eukaryota, Metazoa, Chordata, Aves, Trogoniformes, Trogonidae.
GUGACAGUCACUGAGCUGAACUUACCCCCUCCUCCUUUCCACACCUGCAAAGCCUUUGCCUGGGUUGAAUAUUUAGUUUAAUUACAUCUCAGCUUUGAGAGCUCCUGUUGCAAAUCCCUGGAUUAAAAGGUUCUGGAGUCGAUGAACUAAGCCAUGAGGCUGGCUCUUCUCUUCGUCCUGCUGCUGCCAGCAUGCUUGGCCAAGCCAUUCCACCAGCAAGGCCUCUUUGACUUUAUGCUGGAGGAUGAAGGUGAAGGGUCAGCUGAUAUGCUUCCAACAGACGAUCCCGUCAUAUCUGGAUUUGGACCAGUGUGCCCCUUCCGCUGCCAGUGCCAUCUUCGUGUGGUGCAGUGCUCUGACCUAGGUCUUGAAAAAGUGCCUAAAGACCUUCCUCCUGACACAACUCUGCUGGACUUACAGAACAAUAAAAUCACUGAAAUUAAGGAAGGAGAUUUCAAGAACUUGAAGAAUCUACACGCAUUGAUCCUUGUUAACAACAAAAUCAGCAAAAUAAGCCCAUUAGCUUUUGCUCCUCUGAAGAAACUGGAAAGACUUUACCUGUCCAAGAAUAACCUGAAGGAACUCCCAGAAAAUAUGCCGAAGUCUCUCCAGGAGAUACGGGCUCAUGAGAAUGACAUCUCCAAGUUGAGAAAAGCUGUCUUUAAUGGACUGAACCAAGUGAUUGUCUUAGAACUAGGCACCAAUCCAAUCAAGAGUUCAGGAAUUGAAAAUGGAGCUUUUCAGGGGAUGAAGAGGCUCUCCUACAUCCGUAUCGCAGACACCAACAUUACCAGCAUCCCAAAAGGCCUUCCCCCAUCUCUUACUGAACUUCACCUUGACGGCAACAAAAUCACCAAAAUUGAAGCUGAAGGUCUGUCUGGGCUUACCAACUUGGCAAAAUUGGGGCUCAGCUUCAACAGUAUUUCUUCAGUUGAAAAUGGCUCGCUUAACAACGUACCUCACCUGAGAGAGCUCCAUUUGAACAACAAUGAACUUGUCAGAGUACCUGGUGGGCUUGGUGAACACAAAUAUAUCCAGGUGGUCUAUCUUCAUAACAACAAAAUUGCUUCAGUUGGUAUCAACGACUUUUGCCCUCUUGGCUACAACACCAAAAAGGCUAGCUAUUCCGGUGUGAGCCUCUUCAGCAACCCUGUGCAGUACUGGGAAAUCCAGCCCUCUGCUUUCCGAUGUAUCCAUGAACGCUCUGCAGUACAGAUUGGAAAUUACAAAUAGAUGUCUAAAGACGGGAUUCGGUCGUGUUUCAGCUAAAGUACCUGUUGUAAUAGGCCUGUUCAAAAAAUCAUUGCUAACAUUUAAUGCCAAAACCAAAAAACUUCACUUUAAAGUGGAGACGAUCCAUUAAUGUAGAAUAAAUGAAACAUUACAGAUGUACAAAUCAAGCAUACCAUCAAAAAGAAUUGCCGACUGUGCUUUAAACUGACUUAUUUCAGCCUUCUUUUCCAGCAUGCUUUCUGUGGUAUUUUUCAGUUUGCUGAAUGCUACAGGUUUUCAGAUUCCACUGUAUAUGAGAUUCGGAGUAAAUAUUUGUCAAGCUAUGAUAUUAAAAAAAAAAAAAAAGAUAAUGAUUGAGGUUAUUUUUAUAGCCACAAAAAAUGUUAGAGGGAAAAAAGACUCUCAAAUUGUCUUGAGACUUGAGAAGGUGAGAGUUACCUCCUUUAAAUUUAUUUCAAGCCCUGGAGGUGUAAAAAUAGCCACUGUAACACUAAUCUAAUUCUAAACAUAUCUAUUUAGCAGAGGCAAAUAAAGUUGUUGCUAACAUCAUUAUUUUGGAAAAAAUAAGAUAAAUUCAUAUUGUAUGCAUA